GAAGUCAUCAAUAUCCUACCACGUACAGCCUCUUGUUCUCCUUCCAUCUUAGUUUCUACAGUGAUAGUAUUGCCAAAAUAUGAACACCAAGUGUCACUGGAUGCCUGCAGAAGAUGAGACUCUCAAGGCAUUGGUGACCAAAUAUGGCCCUCACAACUGGAACGCCAUCGCUGAAAAGCUCCAAGGAAGAUCAGGAAAGAGUUGUCGGUUGAGAUGGUUCAAUCAGCUGGAUCCAAGAAUCAACAGGAAGCCUUUCACAAAGGACGAGGACCAACUGCUGCUUGCGGCUCAUGAGAUCUAUGGAAACAGAUGGGCGAUCAUUGCGCGCCUGUUCCCAGGGCGCACCGACAACGCUGUUAAGAAUCACUGGCAUGUGAUCAUGGUCCGACGGCACAAACAGCGGUCUCAGCUUCCUCGUAAGCGUGGUGAUCAGAGUACCUUCGUCGAGGAAGAAGAGUCGAAAAGUUCCAAAAAGAGGGAGCUCGAACCAAGAAACACGCUUCUCAUGGUAGAGGAGUACCAUCGACGAUCUGACACAGUUCAUCAGCAAGGCUUUUACCCUAACAUGCAAGAAGGUAAAGAUAAUUCAUUGAAGUUCUAUGAUUUUCUACAAGUCAACAGUGACUCUGAUAGCACUCCAGAGGAUGUGAGAAGAGAGGGAGAAGAACGGUACGAGGAUAACGAGGAAGAGAAUAAGAGCCAUGCCAGGUUCAUUGAUUUCUUGGAAGAUAAAGGCACCGGUCUGUCGGCCUCGUUGCUCGUGCCGGGCACGAAACGCUUUACCCACGUGAUCUCGCCGUACAAACCCCACUAUGGUCGUGAUCGGACGAUUGCCGAAGGCAAAGAAGUGCCUCCCACGACCAACGCCAACGCCAACGCCACCGCCACCGCCACCGUCUCGUGGGGCGACCGCUGGUCCCACGCCCACCCUUCUUCGCCGGACAGUGGCAGGGCACGCGGGUACGCUGGGAGCCCGGUCACGUCCGUUCGGUGUGCCCACCACGUCAAAUCCGACGGUCAGAUCAUACCGGUGCGCUCCUCGAGAUUCGCGCAGUACAUGGAGGACAAAAGUGAAGGAUGGCUCCGAGGACCACCGGAGACCGGCGAUCUCCUUUUGGUGGCCAUCCCUCGUGGUCUGCUUCGGGUGUACUUGAUGGGGACCGUCGCAGCCGUCUGA
Musa acuminata AAA Group (dessert banana) is the source of this 1177-nucleotide messenger RNA. RefSeq names its product transcription factor MYB54-like. Gene Ontology annotation, molecular function: DNA-binding transcription factor activity, RNA polymerase II-specific; RNA polymerase II cis-regulatory region sequence-specific DNA binding. NCBI's taxonomy places the organism in Eukaryota, Viridiplantae, Streptophyta, Magnoliopsida, Zingiberales, Musaceae. Gene Ontology annotation, biological process: regulation of DNA-templated transcription. Gene Ontology annotation, cellular component: nucleus. The transcript is spliced from 4 exons. The record is from RefSeq and is a predicted model, not a curated record. Bases 80 to 1177 code for a protein of 365 amino acids.